AUGGACGUGGUUAUUAGAAUUUGGUUUUUAGUUCUUUUUACGAUCUUCACAGUUAUGUUCAUUGGUUCUUUAUCUGCACUUUCAAUUCCAAUUGAAAUAGCUUCAAGUCCUGAAAGCCUUGCCUUCGAUUGUGAAGGUCAUGGACCUUAUGCUGGUGUUUCUGAUGGUCGAGUCUUGAGAUGGGAAGGUGUUGAGCAUGGUUGGACGCAAUUCUCUAUCUCUUCAAUAUCCCAGUUUUCUUCAUUCAGGUUGAGUAACUUGUGUGAUGGUUCUAAUGACCCACGAUUGGAACCCUAUUGUGGAAGGCCAUUGGGAUUGGAGUUCAAUAACAUCACAUGUGAGUUAUAUAUAGCAGACUCCACGUUUGGCCUUUUGACGGUGGGACCUAUUGGUGGAUUUGCAACUCAAUUUGCCGCUGGUGUUAACGGUGUUCCCUUUUUAUUCGCUAAUAGAUUGGACAUCGACCAAAACACUGGGAUUAUUUAUUCUGAAUAUGUAGCUAUAAUCCUUAGUGGCGACCUAACAGGGAGACUAUUAAAAUAUGACCCAAGCACAAGCAUUGUGACAGUGUUGCUUGGGGGCCUUGCAUUCCCAAAUGGAGCCGAUGUAAGUCAUGAUAGCACAUUUGUCCUUGUCACUGAGACUACUACUGGUAGAAUCCUGAGAUACUGGCUUAAAGGUCCCAAAGCUACAACCAAGGAUGUCUUCAUCCAACUCCCAGGACAACCAGACAACAUAAAAAGGAAUGCAAGAGGAGAAUUUUGGGUAACAGUAAACUCUUUUCAAGGAGGACCACGUUUCAUGCCACUCCCACAAAUUCCGUCCAUCACGCAUUCUCAAGCCAUGAAGUUAAAUGAAAAUGGAAUGGUUAUGGAGGUGUUUGUGGGUAAUGAUAGAAGCAGAUUGGAGGCUACCAGUGAAGCACAAGAAAAUGAUGAAAAUUUAUGGAUUGGUUCUAUUGUUUCCUUUUAUGUUAGUGUUUUUAGGAUUUAG
Molecule: messenger RNA, 993 nt
Organism: Telopea speciosissima
Lineage: Eukaryota; Viridiplantae; Streptophyta; Magnoliopsida; Proteales; Proteaceae
Product: protein STRICTOSIDINE SYNTHASE-LIKE 10-like
Exons: 3
Coding region: 1-993 (330 amino acids)
Biological process (GO): biosynthetic process
Molecular function (GO): strictosidine synthase activity
Source: RefSeq, a predicted model, not a curated record